GCACAUCAUAAUAUUAGGCAUUCUAGGCGAGCGCCAUCAAAAGCUAUCCAGAAACGAGACAAAGAGAGGGUGCUGAAAGUCAUGCCCAGUCUUCUAAAAUAAGUAGCAUUACAAUGAAGAGAGUGAUAAGGGCCCAACAUCUAUGUGUAGGAAUAUUGUGGUUCUGCUUUAGUUGGUGUUAUGAGUCCAACCCUGUGUAUUCCGUUAUGAUCAAUAUUACUAGAUAAUUGAUGUUAGUCGAGAUAAUAGAAUCUGCAUGCACCACUUUAGCAAUGUGUCGCAGGUUGCGUGGUUUUGUUACUAUUUUCCGAGGUUGCGAUGUUGCAGACUCUCGUCAUGCCCCGUGACAAGAUUUCGGCUGCCUAGGUUACUUGAUUUGGCUAUGGAACAGUUAAUAUACUUCGUGGGGUAGAGCUCUGCGAUCAUCACUUUCGUAGUUUGGAGAUUGGAGUAAGACGAACACCUAUCGAGAUGAUACACGAAUACCGUCAGAAGUAGUUAAUAGCGGCUUUUAUGUAGCGGUUAAUAGUUUAACAGUGUACCUUAGCCAAUAGAUGACAAUAUUUUAGAGCGCACAGUUCAGUGUCCAGCUAGAUGGCACCACGCGUUCUGGGCCGCAGGCAUGCGAUGAGGCAGCUAGAUCUCAUCCAGCAGGCAGGAAAUGGACUGGAAUGGAUUCGAGAAGAGCAAAAAUUAUUGUUGAACAAUUCGAAGGCCGAAGGGUUUGAC
This is a messenger RNA of Ilyonectria robusta, 729 nucleotides long. RefSeq lists its product as uncharacterized. The transcript has a single exon. The coding region runs from base 257 to 412 and encodes 51 amino acids. Lineage: Eukaryota; Fungi; Ascomycota; Sordariomycetes; Hypocreales; Nectriaceae. The record is from RefSeq and is a predicted model, not a curated record.